UACUACUGAAAUAUCGUGAAAGCCUUUCCAAUCAUGGGCGCUGGCCAGUCCAAAGCGGACACAGAAGAAAAAGUCUUUUACAACGAGACGCCCAUACAGGAUGUCGUGAACCACCUCUCAGAUCACUCAAUGUCACCCGACACCUCGCCAGAACGGCAAUCCACACUCGAUACCCACGUACGUGCUCGUAUACAAGCGGAGCUGCAACAUCUACAAGCGGAAGAAGAAAGUGUACAGAAGGAAAUUGAACUCGCUCUUGAGAGAGAGAACAUUGACAGGGAGAUGUCCUCGGCAGGCGGAGAACCUUCAGACGAGGUCGCUGAGGGUGAUGUCAAGAAUAGCAUGACGUUGAUGGGAGAUCUUGAAGAGAUUCGUACCAAGGUCGACAGGUUCCAGGCCAGGAAGCAGCUCAGUGAUUAUCCUGCGGUCAAGGAAAGCGGCGAAGCAGUUGUGUUAUGCUAUAGACAAAAUCCCACCGCGCCCCUGGACUGCUGGCGAGAAGUGAGGGAGUUUAACGCUAGUGUAGCUCAAGCGGAAUCGCAACAUCUCGCUUCUCUUCGGUAGGCACCAUCAAGAGCCAAGACCCACUACCAUACUUGUAGCAUGGUCCAUGACGUGUUUCAUGGGAGAGUUUAGUAGUGUGUGAAUCCU
Messenger RNA from Suillus subaureus, 651 nucleotides. RefSeq lists its product as uncharacterized. Bases 34 to 564 code for a protein of 176 amino acids. The record is from RefSeq and is a predicted model, not a curated record. Lineage: Eukaryota; Fungi; Basidiomycota; Agaricomycetes; Boletales; Suillaceae. The transcript has 4 exons.